UUUCAGGCGAUCGAUUUAAUAUCAUCUAUCAGUUAUUCUUUCAUUCAAAUAUUUGUUAUUUGUGUAAGUUUAUACUUGAGUUCAAUAUUACAGCAGUUUAAUAGAAAAAUACAUUCUUUAGAUUGUAAAUAUGUAGCCACGUCGUACUGGCUUAAACUACGACAAGAUUACAACCAAGUCUCACGUCUUGUUCGUUCCUUUGAUGACGUUAUAAACGGAAUUGUAUUUGUUUCGUUCGCCUGCAAUCUAUAUCUCGUGUGCCUUCAAGUAUAUUUUCUGUUACGAAGUGACAUUACCAUACGACAAGGUUUUCAUGCUUGUCCCGAAAAUACAUCCAGUGGAUUUCUUAACGGCUACGAAAGAAUAAUUUCCAACGUGUACUUCGUCUAUUCCUCUACGUAUUACAUAGUAAGGACCUUUGUUGUCUCUUUUACCGCUGCGAAAGUUCAUACCGCGUCUAUGGAGAUAGCACCUGUCCUUUACAAUGUGCCACCACCGACAUAUUGUAUAGAGGUACAAAGAUUUAUCGAGCAAAUUCAUGGAAGCACCAUUGCUCUCAGUGGAUUAAAUUUCUUCUAUUGUACUAAAGAAGUAAUUUUGUCUAUGAUAAGCACAGUGAUAACCUACGAACUUGUUUUGCUUCAAUUUAACUAACUAAUUUCAAUUACUUCGAUUUAACUAAAUGAUCUUAAAUAGAAUAUAAAACCACAUAUUUGUAUUAAUAAAUACAUUAUUCUUGUUUUGUGUAUAAA
Danaus plexippus (monarch butterfly) is the source of this 752-nucleotide messenger RNA. Its product is annotated as gustatory receptor for sugar taste 64f-like. The record is from RefSeq and is a predicted model, not a curated record. NCBI's taxonomy places the organism in Eukaryota, Metazoa, Arthropoda, Insecta, Lepidoptera, Nymphalidae. The transcript is spliced from 6 exons. Gene Ontology annotation, molecular function: sweet taste receptor activity. Gene Ontology annotation, cellular component: membrane. The annotation marks the transcript as partial. Gene Ontology annotation, biological process: detection of chemical stimulus involved in sensory perception of taste; sensory perception of sweet taste.